AUGGGAAAGGAUCAGAAAGGAAAAGUUCACAAGUUUUCUGGCAUCACAUCCAAUGCCACGAUAGUCCUUGGCAUUAUUUGCCGUCUUGGUCCACAGGGUCAUAUCCCUAAAGUGUCAUCGGAAUAUGAGGCCACAAUAGCCCAUGGCCCCCAACAAACGGAGCCCGUUACCACCAAUAAACCGGAGCCCGUUACCACCAAUAAACCGGAGCCCGUUACCACCAAUAAACCGGAGCCCGUUACCACCAAUAAACCGGAGCCCGUUAUCACCAAUAAACCGGAGCCCGUUACCACCAAUAAACCGGAGCCCGUUACCACUAAUAAACCGGAGCCCGUUACCACCAAUAAACCGGAGCCCGUUACCACCAAUAAACCGGAGCCCGUUACCACCAAUAAACCGGAGCCCGUUACCACCAAUAAACCGGAGCCCGUUACCACCAAUAAACCGGAGCCCGUUACCACCAAUAAACCGGAGCCCGUUAUCACCAAUAAACCGGAGGCCGUUACCACCAAUAAACCGGAGCCCGUUACCACCAAUAAACCGGAGCCCGUUAUCACCAAUAAACCGGAGCCCGUUACCACCAAUAAACCGAUCAAUAACACAUGGCAUAAAAUAAAACAAAAAAGCACCCAACACGGGUACUGGUAA
Messenger RNA from Procambarus clarkii (red swamp crayfish), 648 nucleotides. The record is from RefSeq and is a predicted model, not a curated record. Lineage: Eukaryota; Metazoa; Arthropoda; Malacostraca; Decapoda; Cambaridae.